Molecule: messenger RNA, 1389 nt
Organism: Anisakis simplex (herring worm)
Lineage: Eukaryota; Metazoa; Nematoda; Chromadorea; Rhabditida; Anisakidae
Source: the annotation of a GenBank genome assembly
AUGGGCAAUUGUGUCAGUCAAACAGGCCACAAAGAAUUUCUCAAAUCGUUACAAUCGUCUGCAUCAGCCAGCGGUGAAACAGCAGCGUUUCCAUUCGAUGAUCCACAGUCAUUCCGUGUUUUCGUUAAGAAACGCAACAAAUUCAUUCCAGGAACAUUAAAAGUGACAGAAAAUGAGAUCGUUUUCGCAAGAAAUCGUAGCGAUAUGCUUAGAUGGCCUUUGCAUUAUCUACGCAGAUAUGGCUUCACAUCUGCUGGAACAAACAGUAUUAGUGAAUGCUUGCAAGCAUCUUCAACGUCUGCUUAUACGACGCAUUAUAAUCGUGCCGCAAAUCGUUUAUUAAAUAAUAAUGCAAAUGAUAAUAAUAAUGAUAUUAUUCAACAAAAUGUUUUAUUAUUCAAACGACCGCGUAGUCUUGCAACGCCAACGCAUAAUUCAUCGUUGUGGACACUGACACAACAAUCGCCGCAUCAUUAUUUUCAUAAUAAUAGUGAUACCAAUAAUAACAUCAAUCAUAAUGUCGCUGGCGAUAUUGUAAAUGAACGAAUUCUUGAACGACAUCAGUCAGAAUCUCAUCCAACUACUGCAAAGCAACAAGUGCUUGAAAAUGGUGUUGCGCUGACGAGCAAAGGUUUACUCAGCUCAAAAUCCCUCGACCAUUGGUAUGUGAAUAUUGAUUCGUCGAAAUUUCAAAAACGUCACAAUUUGGGCAAUUAUCAUCAUGCAAAAACUCAUCUGCCCUCAUAUUCAUUGAAUUCCAUGCCGAGUGCUCUCUUAGCACCACUCCCGUCUACAGCUAACAGUGUCAUUCGAGGUGAAACAAAUAGUAAUAAAAUAAUUUCAACGAUUAACAAUAAUAUCACGGCACUAAAUAAUAAUAUAUGGAAUAGUCUACCGAAUCGUUCAAUUUCUGAAACUAAUUCCCCUGCUGGCGAUAAAUUCUUUUACGGACGAUAUGUUAAUGUGAAAGAGAUGGUGCCAACACCAAAUUCAAUGAUUUUAACGUCGAGCAACGAAGCGCGUGAGCCUACACCGCCCCAACUUGACUACGCAUCUGUGAAUGUUGGCACGGCUGGCGUUAACGAUGUGACAGCUAACGGCGCCAUAAGCUCCACUCAAACGAUACGAAGAAAUUCAUCAAACGUUAUUACAAACUGUAACGAUAGCAACAACAAUAAUACGACCUUACAAAACGACAGUCUGAAUGCAACAUCGCCAUCAAUGUCAAAUGGUAUUGUUGUUGUUCCAUCGCAAACGUGCUCGUCGAAUGUGAAUUAUGCAAAAAUUGAUUUGGAACGUACACAUGCGGUUGAAGUGGCCGCAAAUGCUAGCGAAAAGGAGAAUCCGCAUAGAAGGCAUUUUAUGAACGGUGGCUCGAUGGCUCCAUAA